GGGGAGAGCAAGCGAAAGACACGAGAGAGCGAGAAUGAAAAAAACUGCGUAGCGAACAGUUAGAAAGAGACGGGAGAGGUUCCUUUUCUGGGUCGUACGUACGUUGCGGAGCUUUCCCUUACUUUUAUGCAAAAAAGACAACUCAAUUGAUCGUCCCGUCAAGGUUUGGGGUGCUCCUCUUCAUAAUAUCCUGCUAUUACAUGGUAGCAAAGACCUGAAGACGAGGGCGUGUAAGAUGGCAGUGUGGAUCCAGGCCCAGCAGCUCCAGGGGGAUGCGCUGCACCAGAUGCAGUCUCUCUAUGGACAGCACUUCCCCAUCGAGGUGCGCCAUUACCUGUCCCAGUGGCUCGAGGGCCAACUCUGGGAUGUGAUCGAUCUGGAGAACCCCCAGGAGGAGUUUAAGGCCAAGCGUCUGCUGGACAGCCUGAUCCAGGAGCUGCAGAACAAGGCUGAGCAUCAGGUGGGAGAGGACGGCUUCCUGCUCAAGAUCAAACUGGGACACUACGCCAGCCAGCUCAAGAGCACGUAUGACCGCUGCCCUCUGGAGCUGGUGAGAUGCAUCAAACACAUCCUGUACACGGAGCAGAGGCUAGUUCGAGAGGCCUCUAAUUCGAGCUCCCCAGUGGGCGGGAUGAUGGACAGCAUGUCCCAGAAGUACCAGCAGAUCAACCAGGCAUUCGAGGAGCUGCGCCUGCUGACCCAGGACACAGAGAACGACCUGAGAAAGCUCCAGCACAACCAGGAGUACUUCAUCAUCCAGUACCAGGAGAGCCUCCGCAUCCAGGCCCAGUUGACCAGCCUGGCCACACUGCCCCCUGCUGACAGACAGCUAAGGGAGCCCACAUUACUGAGCAAGAGAGCCACCGUGGAGGCCUGGCUCACACGGGAAGCCAACACACUACAGAAAUACAGACUGGACCUGGCAGAGAAGCACCAGAAGAGCCUGCAGCUGCUGAGGAAGCAGCAGACCAUCAUCCUGGAUGACGAGCUGAUCCACUGGAAGAGACGGCAACAGCUGGCCGGCAACGGGGGUCCUCCGGAGGGGGGGCUGGACAUCUUGCAGUCCUGGUGUGAGAAGUUAGCAGAGACCAUCUGGCAGAACAGGCAGCAGAUCAGGAGAGCAGAACACCUGAGACAACAGCUUCCCAUCCCCGGCCCCAUCGAGGAGCUACUGAACGACCUCAACAGCACCAUCACAGACAUCAUCUCAGCACUGGUCACCAGCACCUUUAUCAUAGAGAAGCAGCCUCCCCAGGUGCUGAAGACCCAGACCAAGUUUGCCGCCACAGUGCGCCUCCUAGUGGGCGGAAAGCUCAAUGUGCACAUGAACCCCCCGCAGGUCAAGGCCACCAUCAUCAGUGAACAGCAGGCGAAGGCCUUGCUUAAGAAUGAGAACACCAGGAACGACAGCAGUGGAGAGAUCCUUAACAACAACUGUGUGAUGGAGUACCACCAGGCCACAGGAACACUCAGCGCCAACUUCAGGAACAUGUCUUUGAAGAGGAUCAAGCGCUCGGACCGGCGAGGGGCGGAGUCUGUGACAGAGGAGAAGUUUACUAUUCUGUUUGAGUCUCAGUUCAGCGUCGGGGGUAAUGAGCUGGUCUUUCAGGUUAAGACGUUAUCACUUCCUGUGGUGGUGAUCGUCCACGGUAGCCAAGACAAUAACGCCACGGCAACAGUACUGUGGGACAACGCUUUUGCCGAACCCGGUCGGGUGCCCUUCAUAGUGCCUGACAAGGUACUGUGGCCCCAGCUGUGUGAGGCCCUCAACAUGAAGUACAAGGCGGAGGUGCAGAGUAACCGUGGCCUCUCAGAGGAGAACCUGGUCUUCCUGGCCCAGAAAGCCUUCAGUAGCUCCAGCAUCAACCCUGAUGACUACCGCGGCAUGACCAUGACCUGGUCCCAGUUCAACAGGGAGAGUCUGCCUGGCAGGAAUUUCACGUUCUGGCAGUGGUUUGAUGGGGUCAUGGAACUCACAAAAAAACAUCUCAAACCACACUGGAAUGAUGGGGCGAUCCUGGGAUUUGUGAACAAGCAGCAGGCCCAGGACAUGUUGAUGUCCAAACCCAACGGGACCUUCCUGCUCCGCUUCAGCGACUCUGAGAUCGGAGGGAUCACUAUCGCCUGGGUGGCUGAGAAUCCCAACAAACCAGGGGAGAGGAUGGUGUGGAACCUCAUGCCCUACACAACCAAAGACUUCUCCAUCCGCUCUCUGGCUGACCGCAUCAGUGACCUCAACCACCUCCUGUUCCUCUACCCAGACAGACCCAAGGAUGAGGUCUUCUCCAAAUACUACACGCCACCCCUGUCCAAAGCAGUGGAUGGAUAUGUGAAACCGCAGAUCAAACAAGUGGUACCAGAGUUCACCACGACCAAUCCUGACCCAGCAGCAAACCCCACCUACAUGGAUCACGGAGCCUCCCCUGUUGUCAGUCACCCUCCAAACUACGGCAUAUACCAGCCUAUGAGUGACUCCAUGUUAGAUGCGGACGGUGACUUUGACCUGGAUGACACCAUGGACGUGGCGCGACACGUUGAGGAGCUGCUGCGGCGACCUAUGGAGAACCAAUGGAGAGGCCAGCAGUCGUGACCCUCAAUCUCUGACCCCUGACACCAACAAAAGAACCCCGCACCUUUUGACAUUUCUGAUGGUUUAAUUCCAUUCAUUUCCUCUUGUUUUAUUUCAUAUAGCUAUAAUGUGAAAUGUUAAUAAUGGUUGUGAUUGUUUUUUUGUUUUUUCUUCGCAGCAUGCAAACUGCAUGUCAGUGACCUUUUUUCAGUUUGUCUCCGUGCGUAUCUGUAAAACAGACUAGGUAUAAAUGCAAAAAAACUACAAUGUUACAGUGUUGUAUAAAAAAAAAAAAAGUCAUUCAAUUCACAUAUGUAUUUUAAUUUCGUCACAGUUCUAACAAAGAUUUUUGAAGAGCACUCUCCACAACCGGUAUGAAGUCAUUUAAACAGUUGUACUGUUUUUAUUUUUGUUUAGUUCUUUUAUUAUUGUAAAUGGUUUAUCAACAGAGUUUUUUUUAAUUGAAUCCGCCCUCUGCCAAAAAAGAGAGAAACUUAAAUGAAGAAUUUGUUGUUGCUAUUGACAAUAUCAUCGGAGUUGUUGCUAAGGGUAGUUUCAGUCAGAAGUAUAAUAAUUCUGAACUUUACACACUAAACUCCAAGCAGAAUGGCUCUCAUUUCAUUCUCAGAGCACGCUGAGUAUCUAUGUCACGCACGCAGGCACGCACGCACGCACACACACACACACACACACACACACACACACACACACACACACACACACACACACACACACACACACACACACACACACACACACACACACACACACACACACACACACACACACACACACACACAACACACACACACACACAGUUGCAUAAUAUACAUCAGCUCCAGCUGAAACUUGGGGACUUUGUGCCCCCUCUACGCUCACAGGGAUAUUUUAAUUUCCUGUAUUUGCACACAGAUGUAAUGUAAAUACAAGCAUGUAUCCAGCAUGGCCACUCAGGUCUCUGGACAGCCCAUAGAGAUAGAUAGAGGACUCAUCAUUAACAUAACCUGUUUUAACAUGGCCAUUGCCAUUGAGGUCUUCCACCAUUUUAAAGUUGUCAACUGGGUGGGGAUUCCUAUGAGUUGGGAGCAAUCAGCCAAUGAAGAAGAAUAACAUUUACUACUUUAGUACCUCAAUGGUGCUGCCCAUGCUGUCACACAGACACUUUAAUGGCACAGAUACAAAGAUGAGUCCUCUAUCUAUCUCCCCUCCAUAGCCCUGUAGAUUAUGUAUGUGCCAUCAACGCUACCUCUCAUUACCACUCUGUCUGUCUCCCUGGUGUUUUAAACAACUCAUUUGGUCAUGUCUUGUUAUUGGUUGUGACGUCUAGUGUUGACAAUCUAUUUGGGGAGCUGUUGGGAUGUGUGUAGGGGAGCUGAGGUCACUGGGGUGUGUGUGGAGGUUGGGGUUUUGUUGAGAGAUCUGUAGGAAAGUCCAUUACUAGGACUGAUGGAUGAAGACUCUCUAUACUGGGUCCUUAUUGGCUUAGUAUUGUUCAUCUGCUGAAGUACACUAACUACUCAAUCCAUAGCCUGAGAUGACAAGUGGAGAUCUAAUUCAACUCAUUUUACCAUGGGGCAGAGAUACAUUUUUGCAGUUUUAAAGCAAGUUUUCUGCAGUUCUACACAUUUUUCCAUGGGGCGGAGAUAAAAAAUAAAAAAAACAUUUCAUGCAAUUCUUCUCAUUUUACCAUGGGGCAGAGAUACAUGUUUUGAAGUUUUAAAGCUAAUUCCCUGCAAUGCUACCAGUUUUGCCAAGGGGGUGGAGAUACAUUUUUGCAGAUUUAAAGCAAAUUCCCUGUAAUUCUGCACAUUUUGCCAUGACUUAUGUCAUGUUAAUGAUAUCUGAGUGAGUGUGACUAGCUAGACUAACUUGCCACUGUAAGCUGUUAGCCGACAUGGCUAAUUAAGUGACUGUCAGUGACUAAACAGGAGAAAAACUGCUGAUGCACAACCACAUUUUGAACCUUCACCUUCUAACAGUAAAUUUAGACCCCAACUGAGUUCCAAAAAAAUGACCCGGGCCCUAAGCGACCGCUUAUAUCGCUUAUGCCUGGAGCCAGCCCUGAUGGUACUCCUGUCUGUCUGUCUGUCUGUCUGUCUGUCUGUCUGUCUGUCUGUCUGUCUGUCUGUCUGUCUGUCUGUCUGUCUCUCUCUCUCUCUCUCUCUCUCUGUUUUUUUUUCUCUCUCUGUCUAUCUCUGUCCGUAAGCCUGUCUCCUGUUUGCUGUUAUUACUGAUCACUCUUACUAAAUCUGCAUGUGCAUGUCUGUCUCUGUGUGAUAUAACAUAAAACAUCAACUGACAACCUGAGGUACAGAUAUAUAGCUAUGUGUGCAGACAAUAUGACUCAGACUCAUCAGUCCUGAGCAUGAAGGCCAUUGCUACCAUAAAGUUUGGGAUAUUUUGGCACUGGCUCACUCCCUGUCUUUCAGCCAAGAUGUUGUAGUGGGUCUGUCUCCAUAUACUCCCAGCAGGAUUAGUCUGCCAUAGUACACCUUAGCUACCGCAGUUUAACAAAGCAUGUAACGAUAGAUCCAACUGUUGCCGUGGCUACUCUGUUCACCCCCCUCCCCCGCACACACACACACACACACACACACACACACACACACACACACACACACACUUCUGAACCAUUGGGCAAUAGCAUCACACAACCCCCACAGUCAUAUUACACACACACACACACAACCCAUCCCCUCUACUCAUAAGCUCUGCCCACUCAGGAAUGAAGCCCUAUGCUUGGUUGAUGUAUCAUAAAAUGAAAAAAAGACAAAUAGAGUCUCUGUCUAUUAGUGGAGGCUGGUGGGGGGAGCUAUAGGAGGACGGGCUCAUUGUAAUGGCUGGAAUGGAAUAAAUGCAACGGAGUCAAACGUGGUUUCCACAUGUUCGAUGUGUUUGAUACAGUUCCAUUAUACCAUUCCAGCCAUUACAAUGAGCCCGUCCUCCUAUAGCUCCCCCCCACCAGCCUCCUUUGCUAUCUAUAUACAGCAUAUAUGAAUUUAUUUUCUGUACCGUAAUUCUAUUUUAUUACAGUAUACUGUACGUCUGUGGCACGCCCCUCUGAAUGUAAUCCCCUUGCAUGACCUGAGGAGGUCGUACGUACAACAUGGCAGCCACUGCAACCUCAUAGGUUUCAUCAGAAGUAUCUGAAAAGAGCCAUAUUGCAAACAGGAAUCAGAAGAAUGUUGCAUUUGUGUUUGUCCUGCUGACAUUAUUUAGUCUUUUCCCAUCUUUGUUUCUUACAUUUUUCCGGGUCAAAACAGCUAGUUUUUCUUCUUUGUAUUUCUUGAUUUUACUGAUGUUUUUUUUUAAGAGUCAAAGCUACAUGGGAAUUCUUGUGAUGUUUCCUUUUUUUUUUAACAUUAUUCUGAUCAUUUCAAACUCUUUGCUUCACCUUAGUUAGUCUAUGUACUCGGGAAGCUGUAUAUGAAGCUGUGUUUUGUUCAGUGUUAGUUCCACGUUUGUGGUUUGGUUUCAGCACUUUGGAUGUGUUCCAAGAAAAACUGCAAUUGAAAAAAAAAGUUUUAUAAAUCAUUUCAACCGUAACAUGUAUAAUGAAAAAUAAGUUGUGACUGAAUAAAUGUAAUGGUUUAUUUGUUCA
Molecule: messenger RNA, 6170 nt
Organism: Salmo salar (Atlantic salmon)
Lineage: Eukaryota; Metazoa; Chordata; Actinopteri; Salmoniformes; Salmonidae
Product: signal transducer and activator of transcription 5B
Biological process (GO): signal transduction; regulation of DNA-templated transcription
Molecular function (GO): DNA binding; DNA-binding transcription factor activity
Source: RefSeq, a predicted model, not a curated record